Messenger RNA from Ustilago hordei, 726 nucleotides. RefSeq lists its product as uncharacterized. The record is from RefSeq and is a predicted model, not a curated record. The coding region runs from base 1 to 726 and encodes 241 amino acids. NCBI's taxonomy places the organism in Eukaryota, Fungi, Basidiomycota, Ustilaginomycetes, Ustilaginales, Ustilaginaceae. The transcript has 2 exons.
AUGGGAACUUGGGAAAUCAUGGACGUACCACCAAAUACCAAACUUGUCAACUCUAAGAUCGUCCUCCAUCUUAAGCUGGAUGCCGAUGGAGUACCUGUCCAACAUAAAGCAAGACUCGUUGCACGAGGAUUCACACAACGAGAGGGCAUAGACUUCAAAGAAACUUUUGCACUGGUGGCACCACUCAGUGCGAUAAGAGCCCUGUUGUCACUGGCAGUGGAGCGGGACUGGGAGGUCCAUCAACUCGACAUCAUGAUGGCCUACCUCAACUCCACACUCAAGCAUGUCAUUUAUAUGAAACCACUGGAAGGGGCAAAGGUACCAAAAGGAAAGGCUUAUCAGGUAGUGAAAGGGUUAUAUGGACUCAAGCAAUCAGGACAGGAGUGGAACUUGGAGUUUGACAAGUUCCUGCAAGGAAAAGGAGACAACUUCACAAUACUGAUUAUCUAUGUUGAUGAUACAUUGAUUAUAGCUCCAAAGCUAGAAACAGUCAAAUGCAUCAAGGAGGAAAUAGGCAAGAAGUGGAAGAUGGAGGAGGGUGGCAACAUGUCUCACUUCCUUGGAAUCAAGAUCACCAGGAAUCAUGAAGAAAAGACAAUGGACCUUAGGCAGACCAGUUACAUCAAACAACUACUGGAUGAACACCUAGACAAACACAGGAAAAAAUCCAGCAUACUGCUCCAAGACAUACUGGCCCCAGAGACUGCAGUGAGCACAGCCGAAUGA